AUCUAAGAAGGUGUUAAAAAACCAGUUUGAUCCUUUUAAGUUUCCACGGGAGACAUAUCUACUGUGCAAACUGCGAUGGGGUGAGAGCGACAGAUCUUGGAUACACUGGGUCAAAAAUUGUCAUGGUGAUUAUUAUCAUGCUGAAGUCUACUUUCUGCAGAAAAUCUUUAGAAUGAAACCAUACAGUAAUGUCAACUGUUCCAUCACCUGGUACCUGUCCUGGAGCCCCUGUGUGAACUGCUGCAAUGAAAUACUGGAUUUCUUAGAGAGGCACGAGAAUGUGAACAUAGACAUUCAUGUAGCACGGCUUUAUUUCAAAGACUCAAAAAGAACCCACAGAGCUCUGAAGGAACUUGCGAGGUCGACGCAAGUAAGCAUUAAUGUCAUGAACAUGGAAGACUAUAAGGACUGUUGGAAAAACUUUAUCCAAGGAGGUGCUGAUGAUGAUUUCUGGACUGUGAACUUUGAGUCAGAGAUAACAAAGAAUUGUUCGAAACUCUGCGACAUCUUAGAGUGCAUAUCUCGGAGGCCCUCUGCAAAGUGUUCUGAAGAAAUUGUGAAGCUUCUAGGUUAUUAUCCACGGUGGAAGAUACAGCCAAAAGACUUCAAAAGAAAUUAUUUGCCUGGCCAACAUCCACAGGUGGUGUACCUGCUCUAUGAAAUCAGGUGGAGAAAUGGUUCCAUCUGGAGGAACUGGUUCUCAAACAAUCGUAACCAACAUGCUGAAGUCAACUUCUUGGAAAAUUGCUUCAGUGAUGUGCCACCAGCUCCUUGUUCCAUCACCUGGUUCCUUUCAACUAGUCCCUGUGGAAAAUGCUCCAGGAGAAUUCUGGAGUUCCUGAGGACACAUCGUAAUGUGACCUUGGAAAUAUACGCAGCCAAGCUGUUCAGGCACCAGGAUAUACGCAACCGGCAAGGUCUCUGCAACCUGGUGAUGAAUGGAGUCACUAUACAUAUCAUGAAUCUUGCAGAUUACAGUUACUGCUGGAAAAGAUUUGUUGCAUACCAACAUGGAGAAGAUGAUUAUUGGCCCCAGAACUUCGCUGCAUACAUCUUUCUGAAUUGGAGAGAGCUUGGUCAUAUCUUUUUGGGUCUUCCUCCAUUGCUGCCAUACUGAAUACUAAUAAGCAUCACCACCAUGCUUUCAAGCUUGUUUUGUGCAUC
Messenger RNA from Manacus vitellinus (golden-collared manakin), 1164 nucleotides. Its product is annotated as C->U-editing enzyme APOBEC-1. The record is from RefSeq and is a predicted model, not a curated record. Bases 173 to 1117 code for a protein of 314 amino acids. Gene Ontology annotation, molecular function: zinc ion binding; cytidine deaminase activity; RNA binding. Lineage: Eukaryota; Metazoa; Chordata; Aves; Passeriformes; Pipridae. Gene Ontology annotation, biological process: cytidine to uridine editing. Gene Ontology annotation, cellular component: cytoplasm; nucleus. The transcript is spliced from 6 exons.